Messenger RNA from Spizellomyces punctatus DAOM BR117, 1297 nucleotides. RefSeq lists its product as uncharacterized. The transcript has 2 exons. The record is from RefSeq and is a predicted model, not a curated record. NCBI's taxonomy places the organism in Eukaryota, Fungi, Chytridiomycota, Chytridiomycetes, Spizellomycetales, Spizellomycetaceae. The coding region runs from base 1 to 1230 and encodes 409 amino acids.
AUGCCACACAAUCGGCAGCAAGUGCAUCCCAGGACAUCAAGAUCCUCCCAUGGAAGUAAAUCCGGACACAGCGCUCGUACAGCUGGUGUCAAGCGUCCGAGAAGUAUCAUUACUACGAAACGAAAAACGACUGCGAAAGGAAAGGAACCGGCAAGCGAGUCAGUCUAUCCCAUUUCGUUGGCCUCACCAGCUAGCAGCAUCCUGCAGUCUCCACAAACGUACAACGAGCCAACAUGUCAUGGCCUUUGGUCUUUUCCAACUGAGAUACCCAAUACGUCUGUGCCAGCACGCAUUACGAAUACCAGCACAGAGAUACCUACAGCGGUGAAUCAUAUACCACAAGGAGAACCACGAGCUUUGGAACCCGUGAACUUUGAAUCAUGCCAACCCACUCCACCUCAAACGCCAACGAUAUACGAUGAGCGUCUUUUAAGGGGGCUGUGGUAUGGAGAUUUGGAUCGCCAUGCCGCCCUGAAUGCAUCCCUGCCUGCGCAGCAAACAGCACUUUUAUGGAUCCGCCAAGUAUUGGAUCAGAACCCGGGACUGGAAACCGAUUAUGAAUUCCUUUCCAACCAGGUUGACCCAAGCUUUGUGAAUGAUCCUGUCGCUCUUUCGAGAGUGGACCAACUGCUCCGUUCCACCCUGCAGUCGUAUCCUGGUUCGAAAUCCGGCAUUCGGAUACCAUAUUUUGCCAACGGUCAAGCUGCUAAAUCUUUGCAGAUUCAGCAAUAUCAAGACCGAUUGGUUUCCGCACCGUCACCUCAGGAUGGUGAGAGCGAGACUGGAAGACCUGAAACUUUUAUAUCGGGCCCAUAUCCUCACUAUCCUGUGAUUCCACCCUUGUCAUCAUUCAUGCCCUCAUCAAACGUCAAUGCGAUCCCUGCAUUCUACUCUGGCGAUCCAAAUGUCUUGGCCGAUACACCUGCGUACUUUCCACCGUCUAGGUAUUCCUUUACGGAUCCAGCACUGUAUUCGUUACCAACGAACUUGGAGCCACCUGCAGACGUUGGCAUGUACGGAACACGAGACGUCCUUGAAAUCUAUCAUCCGGCUGCAUGGAGCACAAACGAUAUGUUUUAUGCAGAGGUAGACAACAUGCGUUUCCCUAGACAUGGACAUGUUAAUGGUCGGUUUGCAACACAAUUUGAGGUGCCUGUGGUGGCAUUUACCGAUAUAGAGCGAGUUGAAGCGGAACAUAUAAUGGGCAGUACUGGUGGACUGUAUGGAUAGAUCGUGUUGGGGCAACUGUUGAGAUGAUAAUAAUGGGAUGUUCUUAUGCGACCUUAAUAUUUAGAGU